Eimeria necatrix is the source of this 1215-nucleotide messenger RNA. RefSeq names its product vacuolar sorting ATPase Vps4, putative. NCBI's taxonomy places the organism in Eukaryota, Apicomplexa, Conoidasida, Eucoccidiorida, Eimeriidae. The coding region runs from base 1 to 1215 and encodes 404 amino acids. The record is from RefSeq and is a predicted model, not a curated record. The transcript is spliced from 10 exons. Gene Ontology annotation, molecular function: ATP hydrolysis activity; ATP binding. Gene Ontology annotation, biological process: endosomal transport; vacuole organization.
AUGGAUGGGUACAUAACCAGAGCUGAGCAGCUGAAACAAAUACUCCGUGGGGGACCGAAGCUGCGUAUGCAACAGCGUUUGCUUCUGUGUACGGCCUCUCCCGCCCGUUCGACUUCUCCUGUCAAGCCCGUUCGGCGCCCUUUAACGCAAAUGACAACCACUCCCGCCUCGUGCUCUCCCGCUUCCCCUUCUCCACACGGCACGCCACCCACUGCCACUGGAGACUGUCCCCUAAGUGCGGCCAAGUCGGACGCAGAUGCGGCUGAGGGGGAACGCAUAAAACAGAAGCUGGCCCGUGAGUUUUCAAACCACGCGAGGCCUGCAACUGCAGUGGCAGGAACUGUAGGAACGAUGCACUUUAGAACACAUGCAUUAAUCGAAAACUUUGUCCUGUUCUGCUGCGUGUUUCGGAAUAAUGCAGACGCCAUUCUAACGGAAAAACCAAAUUUCAAAUGGUCAGACGUGGCAGGGCUUGAGUCUGCAAAGGAGGCGCUUCAAGAGGCCAUUAUCCUUCCUUCUCGCUUCCCCAGUUUGUUUACCGUGUCAGCGGCUGACCUCGUGAGCAAGUGGCAAGGCGAAAGUGAGAAGUUGGUCCGCUCGCUUUUUCAGCUGGCUAGAGAGCGCAGGCCAUCUAUAAUAUUUAUUGAUGAAAUCGAUUCAAUGUGUGGAGCUCGCUCUGAAAGCGAUAGCGAGUCAUCGCGACGCAUGAAGACGGAGUUCCUUAUCCAGAUGCAAGGGAUCAACUUCGACAUGAGUGAAGUGCUUGUUCUUGGGGCAACAAAUACACCGUGGGCUCUGGAUGCAGCAAUUCGCAGGCGAUUUGAGAGGCGCAUCUUCAUACCGCUACCCAAAGUGCAGGCCAGAGAACAACUGCUUAGAGCUGGCCUGGGCGGCACACCGCACCACCUCUCGGAAGCCGACUUCCGCUAUCUUGCCAGAGAGCUAGAAGGGUUUAGCGGUUCCGACAUUUCCGUAUUGGUUCGGGAUGCCUUAUUUGAGCCCAUCCGGCGAUGCCGCACUGCGACGGCAUUCAAGCAAGUGAUGAUUAACGGUUGUGCCUUUUUUGUACCAUGCCAUCCUGGUGAUUCUGAUCCAACAACUCGCAAAAUGGCGUUGAUGUCCGUUCCAGCGGAUAGAUUGUUGCCCCCGGAAGUGACAAUGGACCUGCGAAUGCACAUUAGCUGGACCGAGCAGUUUGGAUUGGAGGGUAGCUAA